Messenger RNA from Argiope bruennichi, 6817 nucleotides. RefSeq names its product glutamate receptor 1-like. Lineage: Eukaryota; Metazoa; Arthropoda; Arachnida; Araneae; Araneidae. Gene Ontology annotation, cellular component: postsynaptic membrane; plasma membrane. The transcript is spliced from 16 exons. Bases 61 to 2922 code for a protein of 953 amino acids. Gene Ontology annotation, molecular function: transmitter-gated monoatomic ion channel activity involved in regulation of postsynaptic membrane potential; glutamate-gated receptor activity. Gene Ontology annotation, biological process: monoatomic ion transport; modulation of chemical synaptic transmission; synaptic transmission, glutamatergic. The record is from RefSeq and is a predicted model, not a curated record.
AAGAAUCCGGCCGAACACUCCGGCUAUGUGUCUUCGAGUGACAGUGUCCUCGCGGUUUCUAUGAACUUCAGUUUAGGACCAGCACACAGACGCCGGCGCCAUACUACAAGCUGGAAGGAUGUGAUCACAUCCAAAUUCACUUUACGCGUGUGUUUUGGAGGGGAUAUCAUGAAAGGAACAGUUCUUAUAUGGAAAUUGCUCUGUUUCACCUAUAUCCUUGCCUUAGUUAGACCAGUGCCGGAGAAGAUACCAAUCGGUGCUAUAUUUACUCCAGGCUCCGAAGAAAUGCAAACUGCCUUUAAUUAUGCAAUAUCGUUUCAUAACAAUAACGACACACAGGCUCGAUUCAAAGUGGAACCUGUUGUUGAAGUCUUAGAUAGUGAUGAUUCCUACAAAAUCGGACAAACUCUGUGCUCCCAAAUGGAACGAGGCAUUUUCGCUUUAAUAACACCGACAAGCGACCCAUCAUAUGACACAUUUGCUGCUUAUUCCAAUAUGUUUCAAAUGCCCUUAGUCAGUCCAGCCUUUCCACAGCAAACAAGUUCCGACAGGCCAACACAUUUGGGAGUCAGCCUUAGACCACGUUACCUUCGUGCCAUUGUUGACAUCAUUAACUACUACAACUGGAAAACGAUCAUAUAUUUAUAUGAUUCCGACAACGGACUACUAAAGCUUCAACAGAUAUUCCACUUAACAUCGGACCAAAAUAAGUUUGAAAUGAGAGUUGUUAGACGAAUUAUGAAUUCCACAGAUGCUAAUGAGUUCUUAAAAAAACUCGAGGACCAGGACAGACGUACCAAUAAAUAUGUUAUUCUCGAUUGUGAUUCUGAAGUAGCAAAAGCAAUUGUUACUCAACAUAUUAGAGAUACUUACAUGAAUAGAAGAAAUUACCAUUUCUUAGUGACAGGUUUGAUAAUUGAAGACGACUGGAACUCUGCUUUACUGCCCCAUGGAGCUGUCAAUGCCACUGGAUUCCAAAUGCUUCAGGAGACGCGAACAGACGUCAGAAACUUCUUAGCAGUUUGGAAGGCUUUAGAUCCUUACAGAUGGCCUGGGGGAGGAACUCAACACAUUACGACUGAAGUAGCUCAAAUGUACGAUGCCACUAAAGUGUUACUUGAUGCAUUCAACCGUCUUCUUAAGAAAAAACCUGACAUAUUUCGAAAUAACUUUCGAAGAGGGGAAGUAUACAACAAUGGAACAAAAGGUAUCCAUUGUCAUCAGACACCAGUCAUGCCUUGGGAACAUGGGGAUAGAAUAGCUAGAUUUUUGAAAAAGACUGACUUAGUUGGACUGACGGGAAAUAUUACGUUUGAUGAGUUGGGAUGGAGAAAAAAUUUUACAGUAAAUAUAGUUGAAAUGUCAAUGAACAGUGAGAUGGUGAAGGUUGCACAGUGGUCAGAUUCAGAUGGAUUGCAACAAAUUCCGCCAAAUUACAAAAGAAUACCUAUCAACACCGGACUUGAAAACAAAACGUAUAUAGUCACAAGUAUUUUGGAGGAGCCUUAUUUGAUGUACAAAAAACCUGAAGAAGGUCAGAUACUAGAAGGAAACGAUAUGUUUGAAGGUUAUUGUAAAGAUUUAGCUGACCUUAUUGCAGAUAAUUUAAAAUUUAGCUUCAUAAUCAAACUUGUCAAUGAUUCCGCUUAUGGAGGAAAGGACCCUUCCUCUCCAGGUGGUUGGAAUGGUAUGGUAGGAGAACUAAUACGAAAAGAUGCAGAUAUGGCCAUUGCACCACUAACGAUUACUUCAGCGAGGGAGAACGUCAUUGAUUUUACCAAACCUUUCAUGUCAAUGGGCAUUAGUAUUAUGAUAAAGAAACCCAUGAAUAGAUUGCCGGGAGUAUUUUCCUUCAUGAAUCCGUUGUCGGAAGAAAUCUGGAUGUGCAUCAUCUUUGCUUAUGUUGGAGUAUCUGUUGUAUUGUUCCUUGUUAGCCGUUUUUCCCCUCAUGAAUGGAGAUACGAAGACAACUUCAUGGGACCAUCAGCAUCCAAUGACUUUUCUUUGCACAACAGUCUCUGGUUUUCUUUGGGCGCCUUCAUGCAACAGGGCUGUGACAUUUGCCCCAGGUCAAUUGCAGGUCGUAUCGUCGGAAGUGUCUGGUGGUUUUUCACACUCAUAAUAAUCUCAUCUUAUACUGCUAAUUUGGCAGCGUUCUUGACCGUAGAGAGAAUGGUCACUCCUAUAAAUUCUGCUGAUGAUUUAGCAAAACAAACAGAAGUUGAGUAUGGAACUCUCAUGCACUCUUCAACGCAAGAAUUUUUUCGGCUCCAAAGCGGAAAAAUUCCGGUGUAUGCCCGCAUGUGGGAGUUCAUGAAUUCAAGGAAGCAUGUGUUUGUUCGAAAAUACGAGGAGGGAAUUCAGAGAGUGAGAGAAUCCAAAGGAAAAUAUGCCUUUUUGAUGGAAUCAACUAAAAACGAAUACAUUAAUGAAAGAAAGCCUUGUGAUACGAUGAAGGUUGGAAGAAAUUUGGAUGCGAAAGGAUAUGGAGUUGCAACCCCAAUAGGGUCAAAUCUCAGAGACAGACUAAAUCUAGCCGUUUUGACGAUGCUAGAAAAUGGAGAUCUGGCCCGACUGGAAAACAAAUGGUGGUAUGAUAGAAGUGAAUGCAAAAAUGGAGAAGCUAAGGAAUCGGCUCAAAAUGAAUUAACACUAAGCAACGUUGCUGGAUGUUUCUAUAUUUUGAUUGGUGGUUGCUGUCUAGCUUUGAUGGUAUCAUUUCUGGAAUUUUGUUACAAGUCAAAGGUAGAAGCAACAAGAUCGAAGAUGACGCUGUGUGAAGUAAUGAUCAACAAACUGCACACUUCAGUUACGGGACAGUCUCACGUCAAUCACGCCAGGUUUUACCAACCUGCGACACAAAUGAUCACUGCUGAAGGCCUUUCAGAUCAAGUAUGCUCAAAUACCCACACUCAAGUUUGAAAAAAGUAUAAUAACAAUAUUGAUGUGUACUUUCUAACAUCUCCAAGAGAGUUGUGAAAUCUUGGUCAACAUAUACAGCAUUACUUACGGCCAGAAAUCUGAACGAAAGCAUACAUUAACUUUACAUUUAUCCAUGAGAUAGGUACAUGAGAAAUGCUGCAAGAAAUAUAAAGUCACGAAUAUUAUAAUGCAAAGCUUCCAGAUAAAAUAUAGCUUAUCUGCAAAAGUUUUCUGAUCAAAUAUUUCUUUAUAUAUAUAUUCUUGACAGCAAGAGGAUCUAUUGAAAUGUGUGAUAAAGUUGUAUUUAUUUUUACAUAAAAUUUCAAGGGAAGCAAUCAUUUUAACAUAAAUAUUAAAUGCAUUCAUAUAAAAGUAUAAUUCAAUAUUAAGUAAUUUGUGGAACAUUGAAUUACUUUAUUCCAAGUAGUUACUAAUAUGAUUGGAAUAUUCAUUUGCGAGUAAUAGAAGCUAAAUUUCUUAUGAACUGCUAUCAGCAGAUUAGAGGAAAUGCAGAGCUUUGAAGAGAAUUUGAAAGGAAAGAGAGGAAAGUUACGAACACCUUUAUUAUGAAUUAACAACUAUUCUAAAUUUUCAAAAUAUCCUCGAUUUCUAUAUACCUGUAUUUUCCCAUUAAAAUUCAAAUGGAUAGAGUCAAUGCAUUUAUAAUUUCAUUUAGUCAGAUUAAUGCAGAAUAUUCCUAACUAAAAAGCAAAAAAAAAAAAAAGUUUGAACUGAUGAAGAUGAGCUGUUGUUAUCAGCGAGAGAGGACCAAUACCCUCAUCAUUUUGUUCGUUUUAAAUUUUAGAAAGCUAUUUAUUUAUAAGAGAACCAAUAUCUUACCGUCUUAAUAAAAAUAAUUCUCAAAAAAUCUGUUCAUAUUAAUGCAGUCGGUUACGAAAAUGAAAUAAUUUACUUGAUGUUUACAAAAAGUUUUCAUAAUUAUUUAGUUUUUGGAUACUAAUGCUUAAAAUCACUUAAUCAAUGGUAACAAUUGAUAAUGAAAGCCAUUUGCAGGGGUUUUAAAAGAGUAUGUUAGAUGAAAAAUUAAAAAAAAAAAAAAUGGCGAAAUACAGAAUUCAUGAAAUGUAAGCUAUAAAAUUUUAUUUUGCAAAUAUUAUGUAUGGAAAAAUAUAUUUUUGAGUCUUUGCUAUUUAAAUGAAUAUAGAUCCUUAGGAUACAUUCCACUUAGAAUUAUCAUAAUAAAAGGGCCAAUCCUUUCCAGCUCUAAAUAUUUUAAGAACUGCUGGCUGUGCAUUUAGCUUUCAAAGAAUGUAUAUUUUAAUCAUUGAGCCUUUUCUGUCCUGUUUUUAUACAUUAUUCAAUACUUCUAAUCGAAAGAGGUAAGGUUCCUCUGGAAUAAAGCGGAAAAUCACAGAAGGGGUUCAAUAUUAUGAUUACAAAUAAGUAAAGAGGAAAUCCCUAUUUUCGGGAGUUACGACAAAGGUGGGAGAAAAAGGAGUAUUGGCAUAUUGCGAAGCGAGUUAGGAGAAAGGAAAAUUUUCUUUACUAACGCGCCUGCUAUGAAAACGUGCAUCGGGAAAUAUUGAUCCUAUCAGGAUACGCUUCAAUCAGGCCGUGUUCAGCAUCUAUGAAAGAUUAACUUAUUCAGUUCUUCAACAAAAAUUGUAGAACAAAUUGAACGUAUUCUACUUUCAAUUCAAAUUCCUGAUACCAAAAAUUGAAAUAGUUUAGAAAUUCUGAAAUCUUUGCAUUUCAAAAUAAAAUAAAAAUUCUUUAAAUAAUAUUCAUUACAAUAAAGCUAUCUAGAAUUCCAUGUGAAAUGAUUAAAAAUAGGAUGAUCAUAAACAAUGAAGUUUCAAAUCCUAUUGAGGUUUCUCUUCUGUAAAUGUCACUGGCUUCUUUCUUAGAUCAAUGUAAACAAUCAGCAAGUUUUCGCAAAAGUCUGAUAACUUGAUUAUUCAGAGCAUCCUUUUCAUUUGCGUAUCUUACAUCAUUGAGGAACGAAGGGGAAGGGUAUUUAAUUUAUUUUAAUCAAGAAAACAUGGCCAAGUUUAGUUUUGUCAAACGACUCUCUCAACAUAAAAUCGCUGAGGCACAAUGAUUCGAUUGUCGUCCGUUUUUCUGAGCUCUACCUUCGAUGUACAUUCAGAAGUUCACAUAUUUUUAAUAUACAGGUAGAAAGUAUUCAGUGACAUAAUUAUUCAUUCAAAACAGAAUUAUAAGGAAAAAACUUAAAUAAUGAAUAGUACGAUAAUUUUAAAAUAAAUUUCGAAAGAGCAUAUGGCCAAAUUUGUUUUAUUAAAAUAAUUAUACUGGAUGCUUUAGGGGAUAGAGCGAUUUAAGAUGAGCGAUGUAAGAAUGUAUUAGUUAGAAAAACAUUUUUAUAUAAUAUUAAGAAUUUUACUAAUUAAAAUAAACAAUUGUAAAUCGAAUAGAAAACAUAAGAACAUUAAAAUGUCGGUCACAAAAUUUGCAUCAAAUGUGAAAUAAUACCUUGUAUGAUAUAUUCCUACGAAUUUUCUUAAAUGGAUUUGUGUUUCUAUUGCCAGUGUUGUAAGCACGCUUCCCAUAUCCAACAUGAACUGAUUGAUAAAUUUUAAUGUCAAAUUGAAAAAAGUCUUUCAAAUCAGAAAUGGAAAGCUUACGUUUACUUAGACGAAUAAAGAAGUAAAUUAAGUUUUCCGCUUCUGAUAAUUUUCAAAAUAUAAAUAUUUACGAAAGACUUAAGAAAAAGAUUUUAUUCAGAGAAACCUAUGAAAAAUAUUUUUGAAUCAUCAUUUAAUGGAUAAAAAUUGAAAAUUUCAAAAUUGUUCAUUCCUAUAUAAGGAGUUGCAAUCUCCUUAGAAAUUAUUGUAUACUACAUUUCUAUGCAUACUAUUUAAAUAUAUUAGCAAAACAUUUUAGUGCUAUAUUACAAUAAAUGCAUGUCCUUUGUGAAUCGUGUUCGCUACAUGAAUACUUAAGUAGAAACAUGAAAAAGUAUCAUGCAUGGAAGAUGCAGAAGUUUUUCUCAUGAAUUCCCAUUUUAUACUAAAUAUUGAGGAUGCAUUUAAAGAUAUGCUGACAAUUUUUAUUAUAUUAUAUUGUAUUUUAGCUGAAUAGGAUAUUUUUUACUUACUAUUGUUUUCUCAAUUUAUAUUUUACAGCACGUACACCCUUAAUGCUAAAACACAAGCCUGCAAAAUUGAUAUCAUGAAAAGUUGUCUGAAAUUAUUUUCGAUGCAUUAAAUUUCGUUAAAAGUUAUUUUACAUCGCAAGAAAUAAUGGAAUAUGAGUGCUCCAGGAAAAAGAUUUAUAAAAUGCAUUGCUUCAAGUCUUUUGAUUGCAUAUAAAAUGAAGCUGUUUUACAGUUGGUUUUUACAAUCAAACUUUAUUGGAUGUAUUACAGAGAAUAGAGUUUUACAUGAAAUCUCUUUCACUAGUUUCAAACUUUCGAAAUGUAAAGGCAAUGUUCUGUUUUCAAGCAUCCUUGUGUUAGUCUUUAAAUUGACUACAUGCAAAAUGAGAAUUUAUUAGAAUUAUCAAAUUGCAUCUUACAACAAGCUUUGUAUACAAUAUCUUGAUAUUCAGUAUAUUGAAAGAUAUAUAUGUUUUCAUUUUAUGCUGCUAAUAUUUUACAAAUAUUAAAAGUAACAAAGAUAGUUGAAGUUUUCUUAAAUAAAAUAAGAGCUUUUAAGAAAACUAUUUAUUUUCACUUUUAUGUUGAUAUUAUAAUGUAAAACAAAACAAUUUCGGUAAUAUUUAUGACAAUGUAACCAAAUUACAAAGAUUUGAAACUGAAUCAACAUAUUUGUAAUGGAAUUUUCAAUAAUUUGUCCAGUUCAGCACAUCAAAUCCUAUGAGAUUUGUCUAUUAUUUCUCAGACAGCUUUUCCUGCUCAGGUUUGUGCUACUUAUUGCGCUGAUAAAUAUUCAGUGUACCUGUCAUUUUUGUG